ACACACAGUCGGGCUGGCUGGCAGAGCCCCGGCUCCUCCUUCCCUCUCCUCAGCUGCCUUUUGUAAUGUUUUAAUGGGGUUUCUUGCCUGGGUUGUGCUGACUUAAUUACAAAGCUGCAGUGAGUUGAUGCCUUGUGACAGUCUAAUCCCAACCCGGUGACUCUACAAAGCUUUCACUCAGCUUUCUUGUGGUCCCACUCCAGCCUCGCCAUCCGUGCAUCCGUCUCAGCCCCGUGCACUGACCCGCUGCGGACAGUUCAGCUUUUCCUCUCCCUGUGUCGUGUGGCCAACGGAGGACAGAGGACAACAUGUCUGCAGUUACCGGCACCUUCCGCAUCGUCUCCGAAGAGGAGCAGGCACUGCGCACCAAACUGGAGCGCCUCACCACCAAGGACCAUGGCCCUGUCUUCGGGAGGUGCGAGAAGAUCCCCCCGCACACCCUGCAGAAGGCAAAGGAUGAGCUGAAUGAGACGGAGGAGCAGAGGGCGGUGGCGGUGAAGGCACUGCGGGAGCUGGUGCAGGAGCGGGCAGGCGGCGAGGAGGUGUGCAAGGCGGUGGCCGACAAGGUGCAGGGGAAGGACGACUCCUUCUUCCUCCGCUUCAUCCGCGCACGCAAGUUCGACGUACACAGGGCCUACGACCUGCUGAAAGGCUAUGUGACCUUCCGCCAGCAGUACCCCGAGCUCUUCGACAACCUGACCCCCGAGGCCGUGCGCAGCACCAUCGAAGCUGGUUACCCUGGCAUCCUGGGCAACAGAGACAAGUACGGCCGGGUGGUGAUGCUCUUCAACAUUGAGAACUGGGAUUAUGAGGAGAUCACCUUCGAUGAGAUCCUUCGUGCCUAUUGUGUUAUCUUGGAGAAGCUGCUGGAAAAUGAAGAGACACAGAUCAAUGGGUUCUGCAUCAUUGAGAACUUCAAGGGUUUCACCAUGCAGCAGGCAUCAGGGAUCAAACCCUCUGAGCUCAAGAAGAUGGUGGACAUGCUGCAGGACUCCUUCCCAGCACGGUUCAAGGCUGUCCACUUCAUCCACCAGCCGUGGUACUUCACCACUACCUACAACGUGGUCAAACCAUUCCUGAAGAGCAAACUGCUGGAGAGGGUCUUUGUGCACGGGGAGGAGCUGGAGUCCUUCUAUCAGGAGAUCGAUGCUGACAUCUUGCCAGCAGACUUUGGUGGCAACUUGCCCAAAUAUGACGGCAAAGAAACUGCAGAGAAGCUCUUUGGGCCCCGCAUUGAGGCUGAAGACACAGCUCUCUAAACCAGGGUCUUCUCCACCUCCCCUGUUUAACAGGAUCAGAGGUGGCCCUCUAACCCCCACCACCUCCUUACCGUAGCUUUGGUUGAAUGACUGCUCGUGAUGAGGCACUCCAGGUGUGUCGCUCCAUGCCUGUCCCUCCCCUCCCCAAACUGGCAGCAGGCUGCCCACAGCCCUGUUCCCCCCGGGGCAAAGCAUCCUUGGCAGAGCAUCCUUCCCUCAGGAUCCAGCAGAGAAAGGCCACCAGCCACGUCCUGCAGCAUGCCCUGGAGCUGUGAUGGGAGGAGAGGAGAGUGUCUGCUCUGGGAAAGGAAAGCUACAGCAAGAGAGAAAUAAAGUGUUUGACAGUGGA
Messenger RNA from Columba livia (rock pigeon), 1608 nucleotides. RefSeq names its product retinaldehyde binding protein 1 (gene RLBP1). Gene Ontology annotation, molecular function: phosphatidylinositol bisphosphate binding. Bases 309 to 1259 code for a protein of 316 amino acids. NCBI's taxonomy places the organism in Eukaryota, Metazoa, Chordata, Aves, Columbiformes, Columbidae. The transcript is spliced from 8 exons. Gene Ontology annotation, cellular component: membrane. The record is from RefSeq and is a predicted model, not a curated record.